UUCGAAUUAUUCGAGCCAUCGAUGGGCGGAGCCAAACAAAAGCGAAGCCCGCUGGAGGAAGGAAGAAGAGCCGAGUACAGGAUUUAGAGAAGUUAGAUUAAUCACAGUAGGGUGGUUUGUGUGUGUCAAUGGUUUUACAGGUGCCCCUUGAAGAACUAAAAUGAGACUUCGGUCUCAGAGAACCCUGCGGGUUAACGCUACGUCUGGCUCGGAGACGCCGCGGAGCAACGGCCGAAAGGUCAACAAAGCGACGCCGAGAAAACCAGUCUUUCUGGGCACCGAACGCCCUCUCCAAACAAAGAAUAAAGAGGCUGUGGAUAGUGACAAUAGUAACCACGGUGACGGCGAUGACGAAAUUCCCACAAUGACCAGGCGUCCACUGCCCCGUGGCCGGGCAAGGAAGAGAGUCAUUGCUGUUGAUGACAGAGAGACUGAUUUGGCAUUCAAGACUCCGAGCAGACCCACCAUGCGUCGUGAGCGCGUACUGUCGGAGAUCGACCCAGUGUCUCCUCACAAUACGACAUCCCGAAACAUCUACUCGCCCAUUGUGCGUUUCCUCACACCCACUAAAGAGAAUGUGAAGCGUGCUGGAAACAACGUGUUGCUGAGCCCCGAACAAGGCGUGUUUGGUUUUGCUGCCAUCGACCUUCUCGUUGGAGAAGAGGAUGACGAUAUCUUCAAUCCCUUUGUAUUCAUCAAAAACAUACCGUCGCAGUCGCAGCACACUCAGCCCCAACUCCGAGACAUUCCCCCCAAGACCAGGAGCACCCCGGAGGCCACGUUGGUGAUUGACCUGGAGGAGACCCUGAUGUUCAGCUCUCUGAAUGUGAUCGAGGAAGCAGAGUACACGUUCCACACAGCGUUCCAGGACCACGAGUACAAGGUGUACGUGAUCCUACGGCCACAUGUCAAAGAGUUCCUGCAGUCAAUGGCAAGAGUCUAUGAGCUGUUUGUUUACACAUGUGCCAAGAAGGAAUAUGCAGAGAAGAUACUGGAUAUUCUGGAUCCCCAGAAAAAGCUUUUUCGACAUCGCCUGUAUCAGGACGACUGCGCCUGCGUUCUUGGCCACUACAUCAAAGAUCUCAGCAUCCUCGGGAGGGAUCUUGCCCAGACGGUUGUCCUGGACAACGCACCUCACACAUACCCGUACCAUCUGAUGAACACCAUUCCAAUCAAGAGCUGGUCCGGAGAGUCGGAGGACCGAGAACUCCAGAAGCUCGUCCCCUACAUGGAGAAGCUGUCUGCAGCGGAGGAUUUUCGGGAGGAGCUUAAGAAGAGGAAGGAUCACUUCCACAGGCUGCUGUCAGAGGACUAACGGACCCCCCCCCCCCCCCCCGCUUCCUCGCUUUAACUGCUUUGUAACUUUCAUGGCUCAUGUUUUCCUUAUGCUUUGGCCAGAAUCAGCAUCCUGUGAGAACUAGCUAACCUUUUGGUGGCGGACCUGCUGUCCCUCCUCUCUCUUAGAUCGUCUUCAAAAGACGACACGUCGGUAUUUCAGACAUACUGCCGGUCGUUUGUUACCAAAACCCAUUUCGUCCAAGACUCAUCGCACAGGUUAAUAAACUGUGGUCCAGGGUUUGUUUAUAUUCACAUGAAAAAAAUAUGUUUAUAGGCAUAAUCUAUUAAUUUAUUGAUUCUAUUGCUCUUCAACUGCUGUUAAUCUCUUUAUAUUUUAGAUUUGCUGUCUUUGUAUGCAAUAAAAUCACUGAUAUAAAAUAAUUAAGCAUAGAUAAUUUUUGUGGCAUGUAUGCUCUUUCCGUUGAGGGAAAUAGUAAUUGAUUAAAAUUGCAUUUUCAUAAGA
Gasterosteus aculeatus aculeatus (three-spined stickleback) is the source of this 1801-nucleotide messenger RNA. It is a transcript of the gene ctdspl3, whose product is annotated as CTD (carboxy-terminal domain, RNA polymerase II, polypeptide A) small phosphatase like 3. The record is from RefSeq and is a predicted model, not a curated record. Gene Ontology annotation, molecular function: phosphatase activity. Lineage: Eukaryota; Metazoa; Chordata; Actinopteri; Perciformes; Gasterosteidae.